GUUUUUAAUUUACAAAUUUUAAAAAACUUGUAACUUUUUAAAAAUUUCCAAUUUUCUUUCUUUUAAUCGGAUUUUCUACAAGAAACUUCGACAAAAAAAUGAUCGAUCCGCCUUUUUAUCAUCGUCAUGCCUUUUGGUUAUUGUUAUUAUUGAUUGCUGUGAUCAAUGUUUCAACAUUUCCAAAUGAACCAAAGGGAUUUUCACCACCUUCACCAUUAUCACUAUCAUCAUCGGUUGAACGAAAUAUAUUUGGUAAAAAUUUUACAACAAUCACCGAUGCUAUCAAUGAUGGUCAUCAAUUUAUUGAACAAACAAUACAAAAACUAGGUCUACCAUCAUUGAUAUUUGGUUUAGCACAUCGUGGCCAAUUAAUUUAUAAUCAUUCAUGGGGUGUAUUGGAUAUAGAAAAUCCUCGAACCAAAACCGAUAUGAAUUCACAUUAUCGUAUAUGUUCAAUAUCAAAAACAUUUACAUCCGCCUUAAUCGGUAGAUUAAUUGAUCAAGGUCGUUUAAAUUAUGAAACUCCAGUUAAUGAUAUUUUGGAAUAUUUUCCACAGAAAAAAUGGCAAAAUCAACUAGUAAACAUUACAAUUGGGCAAUUAUUAUCACAUACAUCUGGUUUACGUUUAACAAAACUAACUGAUAUGGAUAAUAUCGUAAAAAAUAUUCAUUCACAAUCUACGAUUGUUAAAAAAUUUGCAAAUGAUCCAUUAGAAUUUGAACCAGGAACCGAUUGGUUAUAUUCAAAUUAUGGUUUUGAAUUAUUAGGUUCGGUUAUUGAAACAAUGGAAAAUAAAACAUAUUCAGAAAUAAUGAAUAAAUUUCUUCAUCAAAAUGGUUUACUGAAUAGUUUUAUUGAAACAGAAGAUUUAAUUCUAUCGAAUCGUGCACGUUAUUAUCGUCGUAUGGAUGUUACGAAUUUAAUUGAUCAUCGUCUAAUACCUACGGCUGUAUUUGAUGAUUCACUUAUAUAUGAAGGUUAUUAUGCUGCUGGUGGUAUUCAAUCUACUGUUGGUGAUCUAUUAAAAUGGGGACAACUAAUGUUGGAUGCAUUCAAUGGUCGUCAUAAUUCUACAAUAUUGAAAUCAGAAACAAUGAAAAAAAUUUGGUCAUCACAUAGUAAAAAUUUGGAUAAAAUGCUACAUACAAAUGGUAAUCAACAACAUUAUGGUUAUGGUUGGAUGAUAUCAAAUUUAACUAGUUUAGCAAAUGCAAAUCUUACAUAUAAAGAUUAUAUUUGGCAUAAUGGUGGUUUAAUGGGUACAUCAACUGUAUUAAUGAUACAACCACAAUCCGAAUUUGUCGGUGCAGUACUAACUAAUGAAGGUUAUACUACCGGUCUUGAUUCAAUGAUUGUUUAUAUGAUUGAAAAUUUGGCUAAAUUUAUCAAAUGAAAAUUUUUUUGAAAAAAUAAAAGAUUUUAAUUUUGUUUUUUU
Molecule: messenger RNA, 1436 nt
Organism: Dermatophagoides pteronyssinus (European house dust mite)
Lineage: Eukaryota; Metazoa; Arthropoda; Arachnida; Sarcoptiformes; Pyroglyphidae
Product: serine beta-lactamase-like protein LACTB, mitochondrial
Biological process (GO): proteolysis; regulation of lipid metabolic process
Cellular component (GO): mitochondrion
Molecular function (GO): peptidase activity
Source: RefSeq, a predicted model, not a curated record